Rhodamnia argentea is the source of this 3759-nucleotide messenger RNA. Its product is annotated as glutamate receptor 3.3. The transcript is spliced from 7 exons. Gene Ontology annotation, molecular function: glutamate-gated receptor activity. NCBI's taxonomy places the organism in Eukaryota, Viridiplantae, Streptophyta, Magnoliopsida, Myrtales, Myrtaceae. Bases 687 to 3533 code for a protein of 948 amino acids. The record is from RefSeq and is a predicted model, not a curated record. Gene Ontology annotation, cellular component: plasma membrane.
ACUUCACCAGGCGAGGCCAAAAAGAGGCGCGCCUCCCCAAGUCUCUAACCUCACCGUGAUUGGUGAUUGGUGGUGGUCCAGGUCCUUCUUCCUCCGUCUCGAGCUCUACGGAACUCCACCACCUUUUUCAACCCGCCCCCAUUUUGGCCUUCCUCAGGUGAGACCCCUCGCUGCGCAUUAGUUUAUUCAGCCCCUCCUUUCUCUCUGCUUUCAAGAACCGAGUUCUGAGACGGCAACAGGUCAGAAAAGGAACUCGGGGGUCGUGGGAGGUUGCUUUUGCUUAGUGGGAAUCGCUUCUCUCCGCGAAACAAGAAUCGAAUGAUGUCGGCGACCUUUUGCUUGUGGGCUUUAAUCUUGUAUUUGGGAGAAUCAGCAUCUGGUUCCUGCUCUUGAGCAGCUGCUGUUGCGUCGCACUGUCCUGUUUUAUUCUGUAGACUCUCUGCCUUGUUCGCCAGUGAACUGCGGAGAAAAAGUAAAGAAAAUGGGAGGGUUGCAAGUCUUGGUCACAUCAGCAUGUAUCGGGUCAAAUUCCUAGUCGGAGACGAGUUUUAAUGGAAACCCAUCACUAGUUGUUCCUUGUUUUCUUUUCUUUCUUCCUUUAGCAUUUCUCUCAUUUCUCUCCAAGUGGUGGAAUGUCCGUUGAAAUUUGUUCAUUGCCUCAGUUAAGUUCUUGGAAUUAGUCUUGUAUGCUACAGAGUGCUAGUGGCAUUUGUGGCCCAUUGAAGGGGAGAUGCUGGUCAUGUAAAAUGAGAAGGGUUUGGCUUCUGUCGUUGCCAUUUUUGUUUCUUGGAGUGUUUCCCUCUGUAUUUAGCAAGGAUCUCACUUCAAGACCUGCUGUCGUGAAUGUUGGAGGCCUCUUCACAUUCGAUUCCCCCAUCGGAAGAGUCGCCAAGAUCGCCAUUGAGGAAGCUGUGAAGGAUGUCAACUUUAAUUCCAGCAUCCUCCCUGGAACCACGCUUGCUGUCACGAUGCAAGACACCAAUUGCAGUGGGUUCCUUGCAAUGAUUCAAGUUCUGCAGUUGAUGAAGACUGAUGUCGUCGCCAUCCUUGGUCCACAGUCUUCUGUGGUAGCUCAUAUUACUGGACUUGUUGCCAGUGAACUCAAAGUGCCUCUGCUUUCAUUUGCAGCCACAGAUCCUACCCUAUCAUCCCUCGAGUACCCCUAUUUUGUUCGGGCGACCCAGAGUGAUUUGAAUCAAAUGAGUGCUGUAGCGGAGCUUGUUGAUCACUAUAGUUGGAAGGAGGUGACUGCCAUUUAUCUCGAUGAUGAUUAUGGCAGAAACGCUGUGUCGGCAUUGAAUGAUAAGCUUGCGGAAAGGCGCUGUAAAAUCUCAUAUAAAGUAGGAAUUCCACCAGGGCCAGUUAAACGUGGUGAAAUCAUGGAUGUUCUUGUCAAGGUUGCACUCAUGGAAUCAAGGGUCAUUGUUUUGCAUGUAACUCCUGAAUCAGGUUUCAUGGUUUUCUCCGUGGCACACUAUCUUGCUAUGAUGGGUAAUGGCUAUGUUUGGAUAGCCACGGACUGGCUUUCGUCUGCUCUAGAUUCUGCUUCUCCUUUUCCAUCUGAAACCAUGGAGUCUUUGCAGGGAGUUCUCGUUUUGCGUCAACACACAGCAGAUUCAGAUAAAAAGAGAGCAUUUGCCUCUCGGUGGAACAGACUGACCGGUGGCUCCCCCGGCCUGAACUCUUAUGGACUUUAUGCUUAUGACUCUGUUUGGCUUGUUGCUCAUGCUCUUGAAGCGUUCUUCGAGCAGGGUGGUGUAAUUUCUUUCUCUAAUGACUCCAGGAUAAACUCUACUGAAGGUGGUGGCCUCCACCUCGAAGAAAUGAGCAUCUUUAACAAUGGACCACUCUUAUUAAAGAACAUUCUACAGACUAGUUUUGUUGGUUUAACGGGUCCUUUUCAGUUCAAUUCUGAUAGAUGUCUUAUUUAUCCUGCCUAUGAUAUUAUCAAUGUGGUUGGAACUGGGUUACGACGUAUUGGUUAUUGGUCCAAUUAUUCUGGGUUGUCAACUCUACCUCCUGAAGUGCUUUAUGGGAGGCCACCUAACCGUUCUACUGAAAGCCAGGAGCUCUAUGGUGUUAUUUGGCCAGGGGAGACACUGUCAAAACCUCGUGGAUGGGUCUUUCCAAAUAAUGGCAAGCAAUUACGGGUUGGUGUACCCGAUCGAGUCAGUUUCCGUCAAUUUGUAUCAAAAGUUCGCGGAACAGAAAAUAUGUUCAAAGGGUUUUGCAUUGAUGUAUUUGUGGCUGCCAUAAACUUGUUACCUUAUGCAGUUCCAUAUCAACUCAUUCCUUUUGGAAAUGGUAGUGAAAACCCUAGCUACACAGAGCUUGUGGAUUUGAUCGCAACGGGUUUCUUUGAUGCUGCCGUCGGUGAUAUUGCCAUUGUUACCAAUAGGACAAGGAUUGUAGAUUUUACACAGCCAUAUGCUGCAUCUGGACUUGUCGUUGUGGCCCCAUUAAGGAAAAUGAACACUGGUGCUUGGGCCUUCUUGCGCCCGUUCACCCCUCUCAUGUGGAUUGUGACUGGUGCUUUUUUCCUCGUCAUCGGGAUUGUGAUAUGGAUUUUGGAGCAUAGGACAAACGAUGACUUUAGAGGUCCUCCCCAAAAGCAACUAACAACCAUUUUGUGGUUUAGCUUCUCAACGUUAUUUUUUGCCCACAGAGAGAACACUGCGAGCACUCUUGGUCGGAUUGUGCUAAUCAUAUGGCUAUUUGUUGUUCUGAUAAUCAACUCAAGCUACACUGCAAGUUUGACUUCCAUCCUCACAGUGCAGCAGCUAUCUUCGCCUGUUAAAGGAAUUGAAAGCUUGAUAAAGGGUGAUGAGCCUAUUGGGUAUCAAGUGGGUUCUUUUGCAGAACAUUACUUGACAGAGGAGCUUGGGAUAUCUAAGUCUCGGCUCAUCGCCCUGGGAUCACCGGAUAAAUAUGCUAGAGCACUAAAAGACGGUCCAGGGAAUGGAGGCGUGGCUGCUCUGGUUGAUGAACUUCCAUAUGUAGAACUGUUUCUCUCGACACAAUGCUCGUUUAGGAUUGUUGGUCCAGAAUUUACCAAAAGCGGCUGGGGUUUUGCAUUUCCUCGGGACUCUCCCCUAGCAGUCGACUUGUCAACUGCGAUUCUAGCGCUCUCCGAGAAUGGCGAUCUCCAGAGGAUCCAUGACAAGUGGCUGUUGCAAACUGGUUGCAGUUCGGACAGUGCCGAGAUUGAAUCAGACCGACUUCACCUCAGAAGCUUCUGGGGUCUCUUUCUUAUUUGUGGCAUUGCUUGCUUUAUUGCUCUCUUCAUAUACUUCCUGCAGAUUUUGCACCUGUUGUACCACACCGCCCCCGCCGUAGCUGUUUCGGAUGGUGCGAGCAGCUCCCGCUCUAGGCCUCUCCAAAGAUUUCUGUCGCUAAUGGAUGAGAAGGAAGACCCUUCCAAAAGAAGUAAAAAGAGGAAAGUGGAAAGGGCGCUGUCCGAAAGUGAUAUAGACAUCAAUCCGGAAAGAGAUAAUAGGAGGAGACAAAUGGGGAUUCAGGACGAGCAGCAGUGAUUUCUACCCGCUCAUACGAAUUUCCUUUCUUUUUUGGUCGCCGCCACUUCCAUACUGUUCGUCCUAUGUUUUUGUACAGAGUAGAUAAUCUGAAUGGUACUGUCAAGCCAAUAGCAGAGAUAGAUUCUUGCCUGAGAGGUUUGUCAAUCAAACUGUCCAACGUCAACGAUAGUGUACCAUGAAGUUUUGCAGUAUAGCCUUCAGCAAUAAAGCACGCUCAUUUCUC